Limulus polyphemus (Atlantic horseshoe crab) is the source of this 764-nucleotide messenger RNA. Its product is annotated as glutamate-gated chloride channel-like. Gene Ontology annotation, biological process: chloride transmembrane transport; regulation of membrane potential; nervous system process. Gene Ontology annotation, cellular component: neuron projection; membrane; synapse. Lineage: Eukaryota; Metazoa; Arthropoda; Merostomata; Xiphosura; Limulidae. The record is from RefSeq and is a predicted model, not a curated record. The transcript is spliced from 3 exons. The annotation marks the transcript as partial. Gene Ontology annotation, molecular function: extracellular ligand-gated monoatomic ion channel activity; neurotransmitter receptor activity; transmembrane signaling receptor activity.
AUUCAUAUUCAGACGAUAUCGUUCAGCUUCGAUGGACAGGAGAAAGUAGGGGGCGCUACGACUGGAUGUCUAGUGUAAAAGUUGUAGGAGAUAUUGAACUGCCGGAAUACCGAUUUGUGAAACUGGAAACAAAGACAGAAGUAACCGUUUGGAACACAGGUAAUUACAGCACUCUUGUUGUUCGCUUCAUUUUUGCUCGCCAUCUAACGGCCUACUUAGUAAAUACUUAUAUUCCAAGCAGCCUAGUGGUGGUGAUGUCAUGGUUGUCGUUUUGGUUGGACAUUAACGCCGUUCCGGCGCGCAUUACACUCGGCGUCACUUCCCUACUGACACUCGUGACUCAAGUUGUCCAAUCACGAAGCGCCAUUCCUCCUGUGGGUUACGUCAACGCUCUGGAUAUUUGGUUAUUUGUUUGUCUGAAUGUCGUCUUUGCAACGCUGCUAGAAUACGCCAUAGCCUACACCAUUAGCCUCAAAACUAAGCCCAAUAAAAUUGGAGUAAACCCAUUGGCUGGGAAAUAUUUUGGAAAUUUCGAUAAGAAAAAUCCCGAGAAAAACGAUCGGAAUGCCAUCGCUAAUUCGACUAAAACUCGUUCGCCUACACAAGCUUGGACCAAUCCAAACAUAGGACACGCCAAUCAAACUAUUGAAAAACCAUCAACGAGAAACGUUAGCAAAGUUGAUCUGUUCUCUAGGGUUAUAUUUCCUACUUGUUUCGCAUCUUUUGUGAUCGUGUACUGGGUAUAUUACAUGUACGAUUAUUAA